Molecule: messenger RNA, 1197 nt
Organism: Pocillopora damicornis (cauliflower coral)
Lineage: Eukaryota; Metazoa; Cnidaria; Anthozoa; Scleractinia; Pocilloporidae
Product: protein rogdi homolog
Cellular component (GO): RAVE complex
Source: RefSeq, a predicted model, not a curated record
CCAACAUGGCGGAUGUACUGGAAGAUGAAGAUAUGCAAGUCUUGAGGUUGGAGUUUGAGUGGUUGCUGCGUGAACAUGUACCGAAGGUGCUGAUCCAACUUGGAAACAUUUUACAGGAAUGUUCAAAAUGUUUAAAACUAACAAGUGUACCAUCAAAGGGACCCACAGGAGAAUUACAGGGAGAAAUAAAGCCACAAGAUUACUUUAUGCUUUCCACACCCAACAGUGACGCCCUUAAAGGUUAUGUUGCUGUGGAAGGUGAAAACAUUUCAAAAGCUGACCUCAAAUUUAAACUUCCUAAAGUCUCAAGCUCUGGUUUCCGUGUGUUUGUUAGAGAGCGGCUGCCAUGGAAAUUAAAACAGAUUCAAGAUGCUAUAAACUACUUGCAACUUGCUAUUGAGAAGGUUCAAGAAACCAAAGCUAACUGUAAAUUUUCUUCUGGAAAAGAAGUCAGCAAGGUUGUAGAAGAAAUAACAAGCCUCUUGACAAAAGGAAAGACCAGACUAUCUUUGCCUGACAAAACACCAGUUUUAGAUAUGUUGGCAUCUGGUGACCAGAGAGUGUUCAAGCCUGGGUUGCCAGAUGAUGUGGUAGCAUACUUCUGCCUUAAUAGCGACAAACUUGUCUUGUCAAUUUACACUUUAACAACGCUUCCUGUUCCACCUCAAAGUUCAAAGCCUCCUCAAGAGAAUGACCCUGUUGGACAAACAUUUGAAUUUAAUAACAAAUGGAUGGAAAUCACAAGUCACUUUGAGGUUGAUUGUUCAAUCCCAAGACUCAGUGAUUCUGUUUUACUCAUUGGAGCAGCAUUGAGAUUGUGUCAACAAUUGAAAGACAAGUUUGCAGUUUUUUCUGUGCUUCCUGCAAGAUGAUCAUGGCAAUUUUGAGUCUUAGAUUGGAAAGAAGAUUUGUUUAUUUGAUAUCUUUUAUUGUUUAAAUAUUGAUACCUCAGUUACACUAGCUGAAAUUGAAUGAUUGAGUAAAUUUCUAUUUGUAAUUCCUGAUUAACCUUUAAACUCCCAGAAGUGAUUAACAAGUAACAUUUACCUAUAAUAUCUGUACACUAUCCUGUAAAAUCAGGUAAUGAGAAUAUUCAAACUUAUUAGGUAGAAGCUGUUAUCUUGAUCUAAUAACAAAUUCUCAUAACUAAUUUACAAGGAAAUAUGUAGCAGCUAGAGGGGAGAAUUAACAAUCAGA